GCGGGAGAUGUCGAUAAAGGCGCAAUCACAUAGAGAGAGAAACAUGGAGAAAUGCAGAGUUGAGAGAAUUAGCAUGUAAGAGAAACAGAGAGAGUGAGACGGAGAUCCUUGAUAAAGGGAAGAAACAGAGAAAGAGAGUUGAAGGAGAGGUAAGAGGUUUUCCGGGAAAAUGACGACUGGUAUAAUGCAAGACCAGAAUCUGGAGAAGGAGAUAGGAAAACAGAUGGGUUGCAUGGCCGGUUUCCUUCAUAUAUUUGAUCGCCACCAGAUUCUAACCGGAAAGCGCCUCUACGCCACCAAACGCCUCCCUCCUAGUCCUGUCGUAGAAUCGUCACCGGAAUUAGAGAAAGAUAAUAGUCCUCCGGCAAUGUGUAAAGAUUCGGAAAGGCAGCAGCAGAGUAGAUCGACGCCUUCCCCCGACCGCUUGAAGACAUCUCAGUUGCCUGAACUCCGAUAUCCGGCGCCGGACGUUUUAAGUCCGGCGGACAAUCAGGCGAAACAACUACUCCCUAUCCCGAUUUUCGACUACAAGGAAGGAUCGCGGUCGUCGUGGAAGUUCUCCAAGGAAGCUCCGAGGCUCUCACUCGAUAGCAGGGCCAUUGUCGAUGCCAAGGGAAGUCUCAAGCCUAGAGAGAUCCGAACCAGCGCGGCGUUUUUAUCGGCCAACCAAUGUGAGAGCACUGAAGACGGAGCAGAUAACAUGGAAAAACAACGCCGAUCAACGAGCGUUAUCGCGCGGCUCAUGGGACUCGAGUCUUUGCCGAGUUCAGAUCCCGAACCGGCCAAGAAAGCGGAGCUCCGGAGAUCUGCGUCUGAGUCGAGAGCAUCCAGAGAUCAGUACCGAUUCAUUGACGGCAUUAGUUUUCAAGCGCAACAGUCACUGCAGCAGCAACAACUGAAUCGUCAAUGCAACAUUGCGAGCAGCAUGUUUAAAGAUAAGGAACUCAACAAUAAUACCGCAGCUCGAGUUUAUAAUAGAAGUGGCGUCGGAGGAGCAGUAGAUCCAAGGGAUUUUGUUUUACGUAGUGCCAGAGCUGAGCCUGCUAAAGUACCGCACAGAGGCAUUGUGCAGCGGAAGAAUUUCUUCGAUUCCGCCGAUUUCUUUCCCGAGCCCAAACAAGCAGUAUCCUUAUAUGGUGAGAUCGAAAAGAGGCUCAGGAUGAGAGGAAUCGACGAGCCAUCUAAGGAUCUUGAGACUCUCAAGCAAAUCCUUGAGGCGCUGCAACUCAAAGGACUGCUGCAUUCUAAGAAGUCUGCAAGCCAUGUCAACGGCAGGAACGUCGCCUACAAUCAAAGUUUUUGGCACGAGGAAUCUCCAAUCGUCGUCAUGAGACCAGCGGUUUCGCCGGUUUAUGCGAACAGGACAGGGAGAUUCGGCAACGAUUCGCACAGAAACGGAAUUCGCCGGAAUGCAAACCUUACCGGACAAGCGUCGCCCGCUAUGAGCCCAAGGCGGGAACGGCAGCAUAUUGACAGGAAGAAUCAGAGCCCAAACAGGGGAAGGAAUUCGAUUUCCCCAACGACGAGUGAGAGCAGCGUGAAGAGUCCCCGUAGGAGGUCAUUUAACGUUGAAACACAAAGGAGAACAAAUGAGUCAACAGAGCAAAGGAGGAUAUCUCCGGUACAGUCUCCUAAGGUAGGCAUGAGGAGAACCGGAACAGAUCAGGUACCAAACCGUUCGCCGAGGAACAAGAAACCAACAGGUGAGAUUUACCGCAAGGAGGAGAAAGUGGUGACACCAGCGGAAGAUGAGGUAUCCAUGAUUUCCGAAAGCAGUAUAAGCACAUCUUCUCAAACAGAUACAGAGAAAACAAAGAUGGAGGAAUACAAAGAAGGUAGGAAUCUACUAGAGAGGUGCGAUAAACUGCUGCACAGCAUAGCAGAGAUAACUUCAACCGAGUUACAGCCAAGUCCAGUCUCAGUGCUUGACUGGUCGUUUUACAAGGAGGAGUCGUCUCCUUCGCCGGUUAUGAAACGCAGCAUUGAUUUCAAAGAGCAACCAAUUGAAUCGGAAGAUGAGAUAUGGAGUUCAGCAAUGUCAUCGGCCGAGUCCAAAUCAGACGAUUGUGAUUUCAUCUACAUCUCUGACGUGCUGAAGGCUUGCAACUACCUACCAGAAGACUCAGAUAUAUUCCUAUUACUAGAGAAGCAGCAAUAUUUGAAAGGAAAAGAUACAUCCAAGGUGUCAAGUUUGCAGAGACGACUUGUUUUCGAUACUAUAAGCGAAAUCCUUAAUCGAAAGAGACAAUUGCCGCCAUGGAAGGCAGUGUCGGAGAUGAGUUUAGCAACAGGAAAGGCAGCAUUACAGCAAAUUUGGUGCGAAUAUCGAAGGAUCCGAGAGAGAGAAACCAGCGAUGACUUGUUCGAAGUCAUAUGUGGUGUGCUAAAGAAGGACCUCGCAGGGGAUGGAAUCAACGGGUGGGGAGAUUGCCCUAUCGAGAUGUCGGAAGCUGUCCUCGACCUCGAACGAUUAAUUUUUAAAGACUUGAUCGGCGAAACCAUCGGAGAUCUCGCAGUGUAUGCCGCCAGAUUUAAUAAAAUCUCUGUCUCCCGGAGGAAAUUAGUCUUCUGAAAAUUGAAAGGUAGCCAGUUUCGAAAUUCACCUUCUGGCGCGCUUUCUUUCUUUGGCUCCUUUGCUUUCUGUUUUCUUCUUUAUUUUAUUCUUAUUUUGACCAGACGAACCCCCCCCCCUACUCGAAGAAAUCUGGGAAAUGUUCUAAGUGUUGAAUUACCUAGAAUCUAACAAUCAUCACUUGCUGCAAAUAUGUAAAAAGGAAAAAAAGUUGGGAUAACCACAUAAUUAAAAAAUAUCCCCCUACUGGGUAUUUUUGGUUUU
Molecule: messenger RNA, 2836 nt
Organism: Carica papaya (papaya)
Lineage: Eukaryota; Viridiplantae; Streptophyta; Magnoliopsida; Brassicales; Caricaceae
Gene: TRM5
Product: zinc finger CCCH domain protein
Biological process (GO): regulation of monopolar cell growth
Source: RefSeq, a predicted model, not a curated record